UGCUGCUGACGUCACAGUCACCUUGGGGAGCUUUGUGACCACACACAUCCCGGCCCCCAGCCUGGACUCCCUUUUAGAAGCUGAGGGACGGUGCCCCCCGCACCACCUUACCUCUGUGCGCCUCGCCUCUGCUGCUCGGCCAGCUCUCCACCCUGGCCUGGAGGCCCACGCAUAGGCAGGGUGAUGCCUACAGUCUGGGCGAGCCCAGGAAUCCCUGAGGACAAGCCCUGGGCCACCAAGUCAUGCAGUACAGCCAGUCCCUGACUUACAGUCUGUCAACUUAGGAUUUUUCGACCUUCGGAUGGUGCGAAAGCAACACACAUUCAGUAGAAACAGUACUUGGAAGUUUGAAUUUAUCUCGAGCUAGCGCUGAGCGAGUGGUAUGAUGCUCUCUCGUGAGGCUGGGCAGCAGCUGCGGCCCUCGGUCGGCCCCGCCUUCAUGAGGGUGCCCAGCCCUUCCGCCGACAACCAUUGUGCGUGUCACUUUCGGUACAUAUUCAGUACAUUACAUAAGAUACUCUGCGUUCUAUGUCAUCUUGCAUAAGAUGGUUCUGCCCAGCUGUAGGUGAGUAUAAGUGUUCAGAACACGUGUAAGGUAGGCCAGGUUAAAUGCAUUUUCAACUUAACGGUGGAUUUAUCAGGAUGUAACCCCGUUGUAAGUCGAGGAAGAUCUGGACCACAGACUCUGUCUUUUUAGAAGAGUAAACUGCUGGGGAAUGAUAGCAUAUCGAGAGUUUUUGCCCCCUCCCUGUGUCUCGCUGACCCUUUCCGUUUGUCACCACUCCGUCCUUUGUUCUUCCCCAGCGGAUAAAGAACAAAGUCUUUGUGGUCACCAUGAAACCCGGGCCCUGUGGGGCUGACCGUCAGCACAAAGUGACGGACCACGCCACCACUGCCCUGCUCCACUAUCAGCUGCCCCAGAUGCCUGACGUCGUGGUCAGAUCCUUCAUGACCUGGUUAAGAAGUUACAUAAAGCUGUUCCAGGCCCCGUGCCAGCGCUGUGGGAAGUUUCUACAAGAUGGCCUUCCCCCGACGUGGAGGGAUUUCCGAACCCUCGAAGCCUUCCACGACACCUGCCGUCAGUGACCCAGCCCCAGCCCCAGCCCGGCCUGUGGGCCCCGUCCAGCACCUUCCCAGACAAGCCCUCAGUCGGAUGGCUCAGACCUAUCCUCCCCCCUCAGACACAAUACCGCCACUCGGCCCGUUCCUAAAGCAUAUCGUAUGUUAAGGCUGAGCCUCUUGCAGAGCAGAUUCCAUCUUGUGUUGAUGGGACUAAUUCUACACUGUAACUGGUUUAUGGAAGGCAGAGAAGACCUUUUUAGAACUCAGAAAGUUAAGCAGCAUGUUCUUCUUUGUAUGUUAGCAACACUGGUGAAUUGAUCCUCCUGGGUCUGUGUUCUAAGUCAUUUUCACAAGCCAUUAUCGUUUGAAUGAGCCCAUGUUCAUAUAUAUUGUCACGCUGGGUGUUUUGUUUCGUUUUGUAACUUAUAUAUAUUUUUUUUUAAUAAGCAGUAAACCUUUUGUACCCCGGA
This is a messenger RNA of Leptonychotes weddellii (Weddell seal), 1532 nucleotides long. Lineage: Eukaryota; Metazoa; Chordata; Mammalia; Carnivora; Phocidae. The record is from RefSeq and is a predicted model, not a curated record.